AUGGGAAGAUCCUCUGGAUAUAGCCAUGCCGACGCCUUUGACCAGGGCUGGCUUCCAGUCGACGACAUUCACACCCUUCACUAUGAGCAGUAUGGUUCCAUGGAUGGCAAGCCAGUAAUAUAUCUCCAUGGCGGACCCGGAGACAGAGCCACGAAAGAAAAUACGAAAUUUUUCAACCCGGCAGUGUAUAGAGUCGUGCUUUUUGACCAAAGAGGAGCCGGAAAAUCGAUACCGAGAGGAGAUAUCCGCAAGAACACCACACAGCACCUUGUUGCCGAUAUUGAAAAAUUGCGAUCCCAUCUGAAGAUCGACAAGUGGACUAUGGUGUUCGGGGGCUCAUGGGGUUCCACAUUGGCCGUCGCCUACGCAGAAGGGCAUCCCGAAGCAGUUGGCUCCCUCGUUCUUCGUGGAGUAUUCCUGGGGACCCAGCAAGAGCUUGAAUGGAGCGAGGAAGCUGCUGCAAAUUUCUAUCCCGAACUCCAGGAGGCAUUCUGGGACGUUCUCGAGCCAGAAGAGCGGAUCGACCAUAUGUCCGCGAUAUCAGCAUAUUACAAACGGAUCACGUCCAAAGACAAGGAAAGAUGCGUGGAAGCGGCCAGGGCAUGGAAUAUAAAAGAGCUCAGCAUGAGCUCCGUGGAUUCUGGGCCACAGACAUUUGUCGAACUGGAAGACGAGGACUGGGUUCUGUCCUACGCGAGAAUCAUUACGCAUUACUUUGCGCACAAGAACUUUUUAACGGAGAACCAGUUGAUUCAGAAUGCGGAAGCUAUCAGACAUAUCCCGACGAGUAUCGUUCAGGGGAGGCUGGAUCUCCUUUGCCCGCCUAAGUUCGCGCGAAUUCUGCACAAAGCUUUGCCACAAUCAAAAUUGUAUAUGAUGCAAAGUUCGGGACAUUCGGCAUCAGAGACUGAAACUCUGGAGAAGUUGAUUGACGUGUGUGAUGAGUAUGGGAAUCUCUAG
Penicillium macrosclerotiorum is the source of this 960-nucleotide messenger RNA. RefSeq names its product proline iminopeptidase. Bases 1 to 960 code for a protein of 319 amino acids. Gene Ontology annotation, molecular function: aminopeptidase activity. Gene Ontology annotation, biological process: proteolysis. Lineage: Eukaryota; Fungi; Ascomycota; Eurotiomycetes; Eurotiales; Aspergillaceae. The transcript has 2 exons. Gene Ontology annotation, cellular component: cytoplasm. The record is from RefSeq and is a predicted model, not a curated record.